Pichia membranifaciens NRRL Y-2026 is the source of this 1311-nucleotide messenger RNA. RefSeq lists its product as hypothetical. The record is from RefSeq and is a predicted model, not a curated record. Gene Ontology annotation, molecular function: saccharopine oxidase activity; sarcosine oxidase activity; flavin adenine dinucleotide binding. NCBI's taxonomy places the organism in Eukaryota, Fungi, Ascomycota, Pichiomycetes, Pichiales, Pichiaceae. Bases 1 to 1311 code for a protein of 436 amino acids. The transcript has a single exon.
AUGAGUGCCGAAGAUAAAACAGUGUUGAUUGUUGGAUGUGGCAUUUUUGGUCUAGCCUCUGCGUUGGACUUUGCCAAGGCCGGAUACAAGGUGACUGCAAUGGAUGCAUACGAGCCUCCUUCGCCGUGGUCUGCCUCGUGCGACUAUAACAAGAUCAUCCGUGGCGAGUACGAUGUUGAGGAGUACACAAAGCUGAGUGUUGAGGCAAUAGAGAUGUGGAAAAACGAACCUAGAUUCAAAGGCAUUUACAAGGACUGUGGGAGAGUGAUGAUCACGCCGACCGAUUACAAGGCGAGACAGGAGUUUGAGCGUGUUGGGAUCGAAAACCUGCAAAAACACGGAAAGGCCCUGGACAUCGAGUACUUUGACGGCGGUGAAGAGCUCGCCAGAAAGUUCCCCUUCUUGAAGUACAACGGUCUGCAGAAAGGAGAGCAGUCGAAGUUCAACCCGUAUGGAGGUCUAGGACAUUCGUCGAAUGCGAUGGUGGCGGUGUACAAGGAGGCGAAGGAUCACGGAGUGCAGUUUGUCUUUGGAGACGACGGCCACGCCGUCGAGGUUGAGCGUGGUGACGGGAACAAGGUGGUCAUUGUCACCAAGAGCGGUCAGAGACGCACUGCUGGUACCGUCAUUGUCAGUCUCGGCUCCAAUACGGGCCGUCUUGUCAACCUGAAUGGCCAGCAAUCCGCCACAGGCUUGUUUGUCACCUUCAUCAAGCUCACGGAUGCGGAGUACGAGAGAUACAAAGACUGUUCGAUUCUCUUCGACGCCAAGAUGGGCUAUUUCUUCCCACCGGAUCCGGAGACGAAGCUCUUGAAGGUGGCGUUGCCAGGCUCUGGAACGUGUCACAAAGUCCACGACCCUCACGCCGCAGUUUCUGAAGACAGAAAGAUCUCGUUGCCCCGGUUCAAGAACCUCAAUCCGACCGACACAAUGCCUGUACAUGGCGAGCGGGAGGCAAAGCUGCUCUUGGCCAAAUAUGUCCCUGAGCUUGCCUAUCACGAGCUGCUGCACUCGAAGAUCUGCUGGAUUGGAGACACAGACGAUUCCAACUUCAUCAUCGACCGAGUUCCUGGGUUUACAAACCUGUUUGUGGCAUCAGGCGACUCCGGCCACGCGUUCAAGUUCUUGCCCAACAUCGGUAAAUACAUCCUGCAGAGAGUAAAGGGCGAGCUGGAUCCUGUAUUGACACGCCUCUGGCGGUGGAAGAACGGCAGUGGCUUUGACCCAGCGAAGUGCAGCUGGAGAGUCCAGAGCGAAUACCCGGAUGUCUCGGAGAUCGACUUUUACAAGGAGCUCAAGGCCAAGUUCUAG